CCACAGAAACAAUCAUCUCUCUCUCAGUUUGGAAAAAAAUACUCAGAGAGGAGAGCAAGUAAAGAGCCGGGGAGCUUCCAGGUGCUUUGCCCCCAGUUAAAAGCCCAGUAAGGAGGACCUCUCCCUGCCUAAAGUCAGAGGAGUGACUGCUUAGUGAGGUUGAGUACCCUGCCUCUCUCUCCCUCUCUCUCCCUCUCUCUCUCUCUCUCUCUCCCACUCUCCCUCCUACUUUCCACCCUGAACAGAGAUUCAGAAGGUGCGUCUGAAAUCUACUUGUAUCCAGCCUGGAGAUCAACACCACAAGGACCUUUCACUUCACUGCGAAAGCACAUGGACUUAAUUUUCAGCAGAGACGGCAAUAACAGCAAAUGCCACACUGGCACCUGCCAAUGAGAACUACGGCUUUCUCUCAUAUUUUGAUUUUUUCUUCUGGCCGCAUGUAAACGAUAUUUGACUGUGACUGAGUGCCAAGGCAUACCCGAGACUUUCCUGUCCAUAAUUUUUGCUGUUUCUCAAGAGAUGAAUCUCUGAAGACGAGACCCACCUGCAGAAAUUACCUGCCUGAGAAAUUUAAACUGAGAUUCUUCCUCAAGGGUGAGUUUGAAGCUUGUGACCACAGAGGCCAAUGACAAUGUUGGCACUGCUCUGUGUCCUGUUAACUUUGGGGAAACAUGCCAUGGGUGGAGGUUACGCCCCCAUGCCACAGAUGAAAUACAUGCAGCCCAUGAUGAAGGGGCCCGUUGGUCCACCAUUCAGAGAAGGAAAGGGCCAGUAUCUUGACUUUCCACCAAUGAUGGAAGUUAAAGGGGAGCCAGGUCCUCAAGGGAAGCCAGGGCCAAGGGGACCACCUGGGCCUCCUGGAUUACCAGGGAAACCCGGAUUAGGAAAACCUGGUCUAAACGGUCAGCCAGGUCCUCAAGGGCCAUCAGGAUUCCCUGGAAUCGGAAAGCCUGGCCUACCAGGUUUACCAGGAAAAAUAGGGCCUAAAGGACCACCAGGACUCAAUGGUGAGGGUGGUCUUCGUGGAGAGCCAGGUCCACGGGGACUGCCAGGUCAGCCAGGCCCGCCUGGGCCUGCAGGUCUGUCAUUGAAUGGCAAACCAGGGUUACCUGGGACAAGAGGCCCACCCGGUUCAAGAGGUGAACCAGGACCUAAAGGAUUCAAUGGUAGUCCUGGAGAACGAGGGCCACAAGGAGAAAAUGGCAAUGGCAAGCCUGGUCUGCCUGGUCCCAGGGGGCCCAAUGGCCUUCCGGGACCUCCAGGAGCUCCUGGUGUCCCUGGGUUGGGUAAACCAGGGAUUGAUGGGUUACCCGGACAACCUGGGCUAAAGGGAGAUAAAGGACUUCCAGGGGAACAAGGUGUCCCUGGAGAGGCUGGGCUUCCUGGACUUCAAGGGCAGCCAGGGCCACCUGGCUUAGGAAAGCCUGGGAAUGAUGGUGUACCAGGUAGUCCAGGCUCAUUAGGGCCAAAAGGUGAACCCGGCACUAGAGGACAACCCGGGUUUCCUGGACCUCCUGGCUAUGGUAAACAAGGACUUGUUGGACAAAAAGGUGACAGAGGUCUUGGUGGAUUACCAGGAGCACCUGGUGACAAAGGUGAACCUGGGUUGGAGGGCAAACCAGGAGGUGUGGGGCCAACUGGACAGCAAGGUCCUCCAGGUCCACAAGGCCCUAUGGGUCUUCCAGGAAAACAUGGCAUACCUGGUCUAAAGGGUGAGCUUGGCCCACAAGGGCCCCCAGGCUUGCCAGGACUCAGAGGAGAUCAGGGUCCCAGUGGGCUAGCAGGAAAACCAGGCCUAGCAGGGGAUAAGGGCCUUCCUGGUCUCAAUGGAGCCGCAGGAAAGCCAGGGCCUAAAGGUGAACCAGGUCACAUUGGUUUGCCAGGUAAUCCUGGUUUGAUUGGAGGACCAGGUCCAAAAGGUGAGAAUGGAUUCCCAGGACCCCCUGGGCCACGUGGCACAUCAGGAAUUCCUGGUCUUCCAGGCCCCACUGGUCACAUGGGACCACAAGGUGUUCCAGGGUUGAAAGGUGAACUAGGUCCACCAGGGCCCCAAGGACUUGGAAAGCCUGGAGACAAGGGGUUGCCUGGUCCACAAGGACCUCCAGGAAAGCCUGGCACUCCUGGACUUAAUGGUAUGCAGGGCCCUCCAGGUCCACCUGGACCUCCUGGGCCCCCUGGCCAAUCUAAUGGUCCGCAGACAGCAGUUCAAGGGCCAAGUAUUGAAGGUGGAACCAUUCACAAACCAGGUGUUGAGAAACCACAGUGGGGUCAAGCUGAGCUCUCCGCCAGUGUGGCUCCUGCAUUUACAGCCAUUCUGACUAAACCAUUUCCACCAUCUGGAAUGCCGAUCAAAUUUGACAGGAUUCUCCACAAUGGGCAAAACGCUUACAACCCUGCCACUGGCAUCUUCACAAGCCCAAUUCCUGGAGUCUACUAUUUUGCUUAUCAUGUACAUGUAAAGGGAACCAGCCUGUGGGUGGCACUGUACAAAAACAAUGUGCCAGCCACAUACACCUAUGAUGAAUACAAGAAGGGCUAUAUGGACCAGGCAUCAGGUAGUGCAGUACUGGAGCUGAAAGAAAAUGAUCAGGUUUGGUUGCAGAUGCCCUCUGACCAAGCAAAUGGCCUCUACUCCACUGAGUACAUCCAUUCGUCCUUCUCAGGGUUUCUCCUGUGCCCCACAUAACAGUCCAUCUUACCUGUGAAGUCCUUGCUUAAGUGCCUUGCAGUAACAUCUGCAAUAAAAGCAACUAGAUGACAGGAAAGACUUACUGAACGACACAGAGGAUGGAGAAAGUUCAAAACAGAGGAGCCUCCCUGUUAUAACUCUCUCUUUCAACUAUCUGAUUUGAUCAUUGUUUUUCUUUUAAAUGUUGUUAUUUUCUGCCUAUAUUUUAUAAUUUUAUUAUAACUAUUAUAUUAUUUUGGUUGAUGUUGUUAUAUUAUGAUGUUAUUUUAUUGAUGUUGUUGUUGUAGUUGCUGUUGUUUAUUGGAAUCAGACUUAAGUACUUUGCAAUGCGUAAGUAACCAGUUUAAGACUUACCCAUGUGACUGCACACUUUGCCAAAUGUUAUGACUCCCAUUGAGCUCCAUCACAUUGACCCUGGGGUUAUGUUUUCCCCUGGUUGCAGUCAUAUUUACAUCAAACCCCUUUCAUUUUACUUUCAUGUAACACAAAUGAUACUUGAUCAGUGCAACAUUUUAGAUUUCAAACAUAUACAAUCUGUUCAAACAUUGUUUGUACUCAGUAAAAUCACUAGUAAUGUAAAGAGCAAAUCUCUGUUCAAUAUUGUUUUUCUCAUUAAUGCCAGAUACGUGAAUUUGUUUAGUGAUAUAUUUUGUUUGAUUUACUGUGUUAAAGCGAUGAUGACUGUGUGCUGUGUUAUCUGUUUCUGUGACAAAACAUUGUGUUAAGAAAAGUACAAAAAUAUUACUUGAUUUUAAAGAUUUCAUUGCUGAAAACAUAAAUCAGUUCUGGUCCUGAAGGUUUAAAGAGGACUGCAAUAUACCAGUGCCUGUAUUUACAAAACAAAUAUGCAAAUUCUGUUACUUUCAUACUGUUUAAAAGCACCAAAAUUAAUGCAAAUUAUAUUAAUAUAGGAUACCUAUAGGACUACUAGUAGAUUAAGAAAACAUGACAACAUGAUUCUGAUUUUGUAACAAAUCAAAGUAUUGAGAUUGAGUACCUACAUCAUAUUUCACAUUCCUGCAUCUAAACUGUAAUGGCAUAUUGACUUUCUAUUCACAUAUAACUGAGUUUUCACAUACUUCUUUGACGUACGCUGUCAACAACAUGAUUAACACGUCAAAAUCAAAUUGAACAAUUAUGUAUUAUAUAUUUGUAAGGUAACAUCAUUUGGAACAUCAUUUAAAAGCUUUUAUUUUUGAAAGAUAAAUACAUAAGUAUCACAUCAGCAUGAUUGUCAAAUAUUGCCCUUUAAUUCCCAUCAGAAAGACCAAAUGAAACAAAAGUGCACUCAAUCUCUUUCCAUACAUUAUUUGUUGCUUAAAAUGGAGAUUUCAUUCACUUUGUAUUUUGUUUAGGCAACAGUUUAUUCCUAUUUCAAUUUUCACUUAUGGCAAAGGGGGUGUAUUUUAUGACUUCCAUAUUAACACUGUGAUGGAUAUUUUCUACGAUAAGUGGACAUUGUUUGUGUGCAAUGGAUUAAGGAUUUUUAAAAUUAAUUAUUCUACUACAGUAUAUCUCAAAAUUGCUUUGACCAUGGUGCUACUUUUUGAUGUUCAAAACAAACUAGGAUAAAAGCCUUGAUUCUGUUCCUAGGGAUAUUUGAUCAUUAUCAAUUAUCAAAUUUAAGGAAACAACCAAUCCCAUUUGCACAUGAACUUAAUAAAGGCGUAUUUAUACAUUAGUAAUAGUCCAAUACAAAAGUCCAGCCACGGAAACCCUAAACAUACAACUAAUCUAUAUUUAACAGUAUUGAGGAGAUAGUAGCAUGUAGUCAACACGCUACCGUUGUUUUUCUUUUUGUGUAAUGUAUCUAUCAAUCUAUAGGACAUUAUGUCUUCUACAUGGCUAUUGCAUUUACGUUAUGCAAUCCAUUUUAGGGUAUUAAAAUGCACUCUUUUGAUUGAACAUAUUUUGUCAGCUUGUACGAAAUCUGCAAGCAGUACUGUACUGAUGCAACAUCAAUAAAGAUUUUCUUGAUCAA
This is a messenger RNA of Paramisgurnus dabryanus, 4670 nucleotides long. It is a transcript of the gene col8a2, whose product is annotated as collagen, type VIII, alpha 2. The record is from RefSeq and is a predicted model, not a curated record. Lineage: Eukaryota; Metazoa; Chordata; Actinopteri; Cypriniformes; Cobitidae. Gene Ontology annotation, molecular function: protein binding.